UUAGUGCGUGCAUUUAUUUAUAUAUCUUCAAACGUCCUCCUUCUUUGGGCCAUGACAGGUGCCUCCCAGCUCCACCUGUCCAUCCUUUUCCACAGCCACAUGGUGGCGGACAAAUCCAGAAAGGAAUCAGUCAUUCAAGAAAUGGCAUGCUGAAGUGCCACGGGGCCACGGAAGAUCUCUGGACACCGGAUCAGACGCAGCUGCCCCCCGGCUGCUAUUUUCACUCAGCUUAAAGUACCAUGGGCAGCCAGCAUCUACACCAUGGACUACCCACAACAACCAGUCUGUCUCUGCACGCCAUGAAGUCCACCACAGGCGAGCAAGGGCUAGUUCAUGCACAUCCUGCACACGAUACCCAGAGCUUGCCCUCCGAUCCUGAUGAGCUCGACAGUGGCAGUGACAGUUCGGAGAAAUCCACUGGAGCAGGGAGCCCCGCACGGGGCCAUAGGGAGGCGGGGAGACACCGAGGGGGCUGUAGACUCUCAGGGGUGAGUAAACAACGGCAGGCAGCUAACGCUCGGGAGCGAGACCGCACGCACAGCGUCAACACCGCCUUCACGGCUCUACGCACCCUCAUCCCCACGGAGCCGGCCGACAGGAAGUUGUCGAAAAUCGAGACUCUGCGAUUGGCAUCGAGCUACAUUUCACACCUGGCCAAUGUGCUUCUGCUAGGGGAGGACUGCAGGGACGGGCAACCGUGUCUGAAAUAUCAAAACAUCUUACAAAGCAACACCAACCUCAAAACCCCACCAGUAAGACCCAUCUGCACUUUCUGCCUGAGUAACCAAAGGAAAAUGCUUAGAGACGGGGAAAAGCACACAACUGCAUGACAGCAGAAGUUCUCUGACUGACUACUGCUGCGUACAAGCCCUCAACUUCUGAAUGUUUACAUGUAAAGAGACAUCGCCUUGCACAGAGACAAGACAUUCUGCUGUAUAUGUUUUUUUUUUUUAAAGCUCUGAGGACAUACAAAAUGAGUGACAAGAAGAGAGAUCUGCACUUUUUCUGCGUUUCCUAUAAACGUGUUGCCUCCGCAUGUGUGGCCACCUUA
Megalobrama amblycephala (Wuchang bream) is the source of this 1051-nucleotide messenger RNA. RefSeq names its product transcription factor 15. The coding region runs from base 240 to 830 and encodes 196 amino acids. Gene Ontology annotation, molecular function: RNA polymerase II transcription regulatory region sequence-specific DNA binding; DNA-binding transcription factor activity, RNA polymerase II-specific; protein dimerization activity. The transcript is spliced from 2 exons. The record is from RefSeq and is a predicted model, not a curated record. Lineage: Eukaryota; Metazoa; Chordata; Actinopteri; Cypriniformes; Xenocyprididae. Gene Ontology annotation, biological process: developmental process; regulation of transcription by RNA polymerase II.